CUUCUGGAAAUACAUGUUGACAUGUGAGAUUAUUUAUUACUGGAAGAAAUAAAAGAUGUGGGUGAAAGAUGGGCGGUAUAAGGUUGUGGGCGGAGCUAACUAAGUGGUGUACGGUAUUAACUGGUGAGGACAGAAGGAAGAAGGCACAGUGAAAAUGGCUCUCUACCAACUUCUGUGUGGUUCGGCAGUGAUGAUCAUCCUCUUGUCCAGUGGAUGUCAUUCACAACAGCAGCCAGCAUGUGGCCGGGCACCAAACAACCCCAGAAUUGUGGGAGGUCAAAACGCGGCCCCAGGAACUUGGCCAUGGGUAGCCAGUUUACAAAUUGAUGAAGAGCACAGUUGUGGAGGAUCCCUGAUUAGCGACAUGUGGGUUCUGACCGCUGCUCACUGCAUCCCAUCGAUAUCAACCAACAUGACGAUUGUUCUGGGCCUCGAAAACAUGACAGGUCCAAACGUGAACGAAGUAUCAAGGGUAGUUGAUAAGAUCAUAUCCCAUCCUGCUUACGACCCAUGGAGCAAUGACAACGACAUGGCUCUUCUGAAGCUGUCGGCACCUGUCAAGUUUACUGACUACAUACAGCCGGUGUGCUUAGCCUCUGCAAACAGCACGUUCCAUACCGGUGUCCGCAACUGGGUCGUUGGGUUUGGUACUACCUCAAGUGGUGGCCCCCAAGCUGACAUCCUGCAGGAAGUGAAGGUCCCAAUUGUGGGAAACAAUGAGUGCAAAUGUGCCUACCCAUACCUCACAGACAACAUGAUCUGUGCUGGGUUCAGACUUGGAGGGAAGGAUUCAUGUCAGGGAGACUCAGGUGGACCAAUGAUGGUCGAAAAGGAUUCCUUCUGGGUCCAGAGUGGCGUUGUGAGUUUUGGCCAAGGCUGCGCGGAGCCGAAUUUUCCUGGAGUUUACGCUCGGGUGUCCAAGUACGAAGACUGGAUCAAAAGUCACACUGGCUCUAGCCAAAUAGGCUUUGUUGACUUCAUCUCUGAGGGAGGUGACAGCGACUCAAACUCUAGCUGUUCAUCAACUACCCCACCCACCCAUCACCCCCACACCACCAAUGAUGACGACAGUGUGUUUAGCAGUGGUGAGAGUGUGAUUCACUUCUCCUCACUCGGUCUUCUCCUUAUGUCGCUCAAUGUGCUGCUCGGAGUUUAGGGUUCCUGUGCCCACAUGGCUCGUUCACUUGAUUUGAUAUGAGCCCUCAUCUUUCAAAAAUAGAAAAUAUGAGUAAAUAUACAUAACUGAAAUGUUUUAAUUACCAAUAACACUUCUUUUGAUUUAAAAAAAUGUGAUUUCUCUACUUUUUUUUGCCUUUAAGUUAAGUGUAAAGUUAAAUCUUGAUUAAAUCUCUGGUGCAAAGUCAGAGUGGAUUGAUGUAAGGUUUGAGGAAAAGUUCAAUGAUUUUGUAAUGUUUUUCCACGUAAUAAAAACUAAAUAAAUCAGA
Messenger RNA from Eleginops maclovinus (Patagonian blennie), 1445 nucleotides. RefSeq names its product serine protease 27-like. The coding region runs from base 155 to 1156 and encodes 333 amino acids. The transcript is spliced from 6 exons. The record is from RefSeq and is a predicted model, not a curated record. NCBI's taxonomy places the organism in Eukaryota, Metazoa, Chordata, Actinopteri, Perciformes, Eleginopidae. Gene Ontology annotation, molecular function: serine-type endopeptidase activity. Gene Ontology annotation, biological process: proteolysis.